CGGAGCGAGCACGGAGGGAUUCCCGGUUUGCGGCGCGUGCGGAGAGUUUCAGACUCUUUAUCCUGCUGGGAAUCAGAUUAUAGCAGAUAACAGGAGCGUCUUCACGCGCGCGCGGAGUUACAGAGGCGCAGAGUGGUUAUAAUGUUUUGGAGAGAAAAGAGAAGCCGGAGAGAGAGAGAGAGGAGCUGAGCUGUUAGACAAAGAGUUGUGGAUGCCCUCACCAGAUCUUGAUUGCCAGCUGACCUGGAAGAAGAUGAUGAGCGUUCAGUCUGCAGGAUUUCUGUAGGAGUUUAAAGACACAGGAAUGGGGAACACAGAGAGCCAGUACAGCGUUCAGGGGUCCAGGAGUAACGGCUUCGUCCUCCCUGGCAGACAGAAGCCCUAUUCAUUGAAGUUUCGCUCCACCAAGGAGGGAGGUUUAUCAACUCAUGGUUGGUGGAGGGUGGGAUCAGGGGUUUCUGGUUUCAAAUCCAGAGCUAUGGCUCGUGGAUGCCUGUCUCAGUCCAAGAGCCACCCGGCGUACAUGUCUCGUCAUUAUGACUACGUCACCAAUGGAAAUGAGGUGAAGAGAACCAGUGACCAGUGCAAUGGUUCUUCUGAAUGCUUGCCGUCAAGAACACCGUUGGUUCUUCCUUUGGAGAAUGGCUGCCAGGAAGGACCCAAGGAAAAUGGGCACAGCAGGUAUGAAAAGGGAGACUGUAAUGGCCAUACUGGGCAUAAUGAGUUGACUGGGUACAAGACCCCCGAGCGGAAAUCUAGGUUGGAGGUGCUGGAGGAGCAGAGCAGCAGCCCCAGGGUCGUAAUCAAGAGCGACGGCAGCGUACGAGUAGAGUUCGCAAACGUCGCCAACAACUCCAGGCUGCUUCCAGACCAGUACACUGGACCAGUUCAGCUGCUGAAGUUCUCUCCCACAAUGGACUCCUCCUCUUCCUUGCCCACUUCAUCUACAGUGCCUCUACAUGUUUCUGAACAUCUUGACCAUGGUUCUGCACCAGUGGCUGCCAGCUCCACCACAAGAACCAGCAAGGGCAGCUCGUUGAGUUCCGAAGGCUCCUGGUACGACUCGCCUUGGGGAACCGGCGGCGAGUUGAACGAAGACUCUACCUCUCCCAACAGGGUUUCCGAAGCUCUUUCGCCAGUUUGCAUGGAUUUCUACGAUCAACAGCUACCCGGCGUCACGAUAUCCGAUCUCUACCGAGACCCGAGCAUCGCUGCCACGUUCCCGACCGCCAAAGAUCUGCAGUUUUCAAACGGCACACCUUACAAACACAGGGCUUCUUUUGGGUCUGUGCUGAAAGAACCUGCUGAAGAGGCUUGCAGCGAGGGCCUGCAGUACUCGUCCUUCACCUUACCCUGUCGCAAGUCCAAACCAAUCACAGACAGCUCUGGAGCCAAGGAGUCUAUCAGGAAUCAAAUGAGGCGGCUCAGUGACUGGACUGGGAGUCUGACUAGAAAGAAGAAGAAAUCGAAGGAGCCCAGAUACAAAGAGCCCGUCGACUGCUUUGACAGUGGUGUCGAUGGCCUCACUGCUGACACCAGCUCUCCCUCUCAGGUUUCCAGUCUGCUGUGGUACCCCAAGGCUCAGUCCCGGGCCCGCUCGCAGUCCCAGGCCCUGCCCUCCCGCAGCGAUUCAGCCGGCGCUCUGCACAUGGACACGGACGCCCUGCGGCAGAACAUCUACGAGAACUUCAUGAGGGAGCUGGAGACCGGUCACACGGGCGCAGGAAGCGGAGGAGAGGAGCGGGAGGAGAACUCCGUGGACGAGACGGAGAGCAGCAGUCAGGAGACGCUGGGAUCUCUGGAGCAGCUGGAUUUGCUGUUUGAGAAAGAGCAGGGUGUGGUCAGGAGAGCUGGAUGGUUGUCCUUCAAGCCUUUGCUCACCCUGCACAAGGACCGCAAGCUGGAGCUGGUGGCCCGGCGCAAGUGGAAACAGUACUGGGUAACACUGAAAGGCUGUACACUGCUGUUCUACGAGACUUACGGAAAGAGUUCUCCGGAGCAAGAGAUGUUACCGAGCUACGCUUUGCUGGCGGAGGACGGCAUAGUUCAGGCUGUUCCCGAGCAUCCGAAGAAAGAGAACGUGUUCUGCCUCAGCAAUGCCUACGGCGAUGUCUACCUCUUUCAGGCCACUAGUCAGACAGACUUGGAGAACUGGGUAACGGCUCUCCACUCUGCCAGUGCGUCUCUGUUUGCGAAGCGUUACGGGAAGGAGGACACCCUGCGUUUGCUGCGAGGGCAGAUCCGCGGCCUCCUGCAGAAGAUCGACAUGGACGGCAAGAUGAAGAAGAUGGCUGAGCUGCAGCUGUCCAUCGUCAACGACCCCAAGAACAGGAAGGCCAUCGAGAACCAGAUCCAGCAGUGGGAUCAGAAUCUGGAGAGGUUUAAUAUCGACCUGUUCCGCAUGCGCUGUUACCUGGCCAGCCUGCAGGGAGGAGAGCUGCCCAACCCAAAGAGUCUUCUGGCCACGGCCAGCCGACCGUCUAAAGCUGCUCUCGGACGACUGGGAAUCUUCUCCGUCUCUUCUUUCCAUGCACUGAUCUGCUCCAGAGAUGAGGCGACGCUGAGGAAGCGCUCCCUGUCUCUGUCUCAGAGAGGACGCAGCCGGAGGGGGGUCUUCUCCUCUCUGAAAGGUCUGGACAGCCUCACCAAACGCGGCCGUGAUAAAAGACCCUCCGCCUCACAGGACUGCAUUAACAUUACCUACUGUUCUCAGAGUGGCCUUUCUCAGAUCUUUGACUGUGAUGGAGAACAAGUUGGCUAUCUUCCUCCUUCUAGCAGUGAGCGGCUGGACGGCCUGCCUGAUGUUUACUCUGUAGCACCACCUGAAGGCAGCCAGUGGAACAGCGGCUCAGAGACCCCAGCCUGCGUGAACAUGCCAGACUGCCAGGCCGUUACAGUGGCUGUGAAACCCCAGCACUCAGUCACGCAGGUUCUCACGCAGGCCUGCAAGAUGAGGAACCUCAACCCAAGUCUGCACUGUCUGCGGCUGCGCAGAUGUGGUGAUGAUGGGAUGCAGGUUUUUACUCCAGCAGGACAUGAGCUGCUGCAGGACUUGUCGUAUGAUGAGCUGGAGAUCAGCCCUCUGAACCUGUGCUCUCUCCGCAUGACCAGGCCCUCGAGCACAGGGGACUUCGGGUUCGCUGUCACAGGCCAUGUCGACAGCCUCAGAAACAGCCGCAUCUUUGUCACUGAAGUUCUCCCUGAUGGAAUCGCCUUCAGUGAAGGUCUCAGGCCGGGUGACGAGAUCGUGGUUCUGAACGGCUGUGAAGUGUCGUCUCUGGACCUGGUGCUGAUCCAGACGCUCUUCAGUGAGCAGACCCUGAAUCUGACCAUCAGACGAGACCCUCCAUCACACAGACAUGACUCCGCCUCCUCCUCGCACACAUGCAGCAGCAGUAGCAGCCAGCAGCAGCUACUGAAGGACUUCCUGUAUCGCCAUCACAGAGCCAAGUCUGCCACAGAUGUGUCCUGCGUGGGAGACGGAGCAGCUAAAGCUGUAGAGAAUGGUCUGCAGCACCCCCACCACAGAGCAGUGCAGCACAGCAAGAGCGUGGAGACGGUGUGUACGCUGUAUCACUCCUUCCAGGAGGGUUCUGGGGGGCUGAUGGAGAGCCAGAAGGAGUCAGCAGGGCCGGAGCCCACCCUGCUUAGACCCUGCCCACGGCACAUGUCCGCCACUGAGAGACUGCGCAAGGUCAUCCAGGAGCUGGUGGACACUGAGAAGUCCUACGUCAAGGACUUGAGCUGCCUGUUUGAAAUCUACCUGAAGCCUCUGCAGAAGGAGACGUUCCUCACACUGGAUGAGAUGGAGAGCUUAUUUGGUAGUCUACCUGAGAUGCUGGACUUCCAGAAAGUUUUCUUGCAAACCCUGGAGGAGAGAAUAGCUUCAUCUCCAGACUUCAGCACUCUGGAAACACCUAUGCAAUUCAAGAAGCUGCUGUUUUCACUGGGUGGAUCAUUCCUCUACUACGCCGAUCACUUCAAACUCUACAGUGGCUUUUGUGCCAACCACAUCAAGGUCCAGAAGGUUCUGGAACGAGCUAAAACAGACCGAGCCUUUAAGGAGUUCCUGGACGCGAGGAAUCCAACCAAGCAGCACUCCUCCACGCUGGAGUCCUAUCUGAUCAAGCCAGUGCAAAGAGUGCUGAAGUAUCCCCUGCUGCUGAGGGAGCUGGUGUCCCUGACCGACACGGACAGUGAGGAGCACUAUCAUCUCACAGAGGCCUUGAAAGCCAUGGAGAAAGUGGCCAGUCACAUAAACGAGAUGCAGAAGAUCUACGAGGAUUACGGGACAGUAUUUGACCAGCUUGUGGCUGAACAAAGUGGUCCAGAAAAAGAGGUCACUGAAAUUUCCAUGGGAGAAUUCCUCAUGCAUUCCUCUGUGAUCUGGCUCAACCCGUUCCCAUCCUUGGGUCGUAUGAAGAAGGAGCCCGAGCUGACUGUGUUUGUGUUCAAGAAAGCGGUGAUUCUGGUCUACAGGGAGAACAACAAACAGAAAAAGAAGAUGAAUGUUCCACGUUCUGCACACUCUCAUGGAGGAGAUCAGGACCAUUUUAAAUUUCGCUGGCUCAUCCCACUUUCAGCACUGCAGGUCAGACUGGGCAACACAGCAGAAACCAACUGCGUUUGGGAGCUGAUCCACACCAAGUCGGAAAUAGAGGGCAGACCAGAGACGGUGUUCCAGCUGUGCAGCAGCAUGCCGGAGUGCAAAGUCAACAUCGUCAAGGUGAUCCGCUCUGUCUUGCGUGAGAACGUGCGGCGAGGCAUGAGAGGAAAUGUCCAGCUCGUUAAUCCAGCUGAGAGAACCUACAAAGACCGGUUUCCACCUGUGAGGGGAACUCUACCUUCUUCUGCUAAACUCGGUUCCUCUCGAGGUUUCUGGCUCGGCAAUAGUAAGCAUAUAGACGUCUAUUCCCUUGCCAAAAGUGACCAGCUGAAGUCCCAACUCCUCGAUUCGGAUUCAGCCAGCGAGGGAAGUGGGAUUCCCAGCAGUGGAGGAGGAGCUGCACCUAAAAACUCUUCCCAUCCUUCAUCCAUUGGACAAGGCAGCAUGAAGGAAUCAGACAUCCUCUGCGAUGAAGAGAACGAAUACAGCGAGUGUUUAGGUCAUCACGAUUCCGAUCACAGUUCGGGUUCAGUCGAGGCUCAGUUCCGUGAGCUUCGUCUGUCCGACGUACCACGAGCUCCACGAGUCCAACCUGAAGGAGGAGAAGUAGACACUCCUGAGAGACAACCUCAGCAUGAGACUCAGAGCCUGCAGAGACGCCACUUUUGUGCAGUGAAACGCAGGCCAGGUGGAGACGGUAGUAGCUUCAGGCGCCGCCAGGGGGCGCUAGUGACCAUGCGGCAGCACAGUCGCUCUCUGGACAGCCAAUCGGAAUCAGCGGUGGUCAGUGUGGACCUCAAUGCCCUGCUGGAGCGAGAGUUCAGCGUACAAAGCCUGACCUCUGUAGUUAAUGAGGACUGCUUCUUUGACAAUGCCAACGAGAAGCCAGGGAGCAGCAGUACCAGCACCACCGCAGCCACGACUUCAUAGCUCACCUGCACCUGACCUGCUGACCGGCUUCAAAAGACUUCCGUCGGCUCAGUGAUCAGGCAGGCCGACGCUUUAAGGUCCACCAGGAUUUAACCGUGCCUGGAGAAGACAACUCCGCAUGUCUCCAGACAUCAAAUCUACACUGAAUGUCAUCUGGCUGUGUGCGAGUAUGACCUCGUCUUCAACCUUGCCUGUCCUUGCGUGGCUGGCAACUGAGGAAAGGGUAACUUCAAUGAAAAUGAACUGAUUCAAAGAAAGCUAGAAAAAAAAAAUUAUAGAUUUAUUGACCUUCAGUAGUGCCACAGUGACGGAUACCUCCACGAAAGCUGCGUUUAGAGCUUGUUUCCCUGCUAAACAACUAAUUAACCUUGACUUUUGUUAGGAAGCAUUUGACUGCGAUGGUUUUGCACCAACAAGCCAAGUCACGUGACUUCCCUUUUGAUACCAGCUUGAUUUAAUAGUCUGAGUACUGAAGCAAAGAAAAUCAGUCAACCCACACACACACACACACACACACACACACACACAGCGACCGGUACUAUUGAAACUGUGCUUUGCCUCCAGUGUUAACAGAAGUGGAGGACUCUGAAACAACUACAGGAAUAAUUAUUUCUCCAGACUCUGCCUUGCUGUAUUGUUGUGCACUACGUACACAUUUUGCCUACUUUUUAGCUUUGCUCCUACAUUUUUUUUUAUUUGUACAUCAUUGAGUAAUUGGAGUUUUUAUGCAUUUUUUAUUAUUUAUUUAUUGUUUUAAUAGGAAGCCAAAACAACAUGGGUUAAUGACUUGAUUUUUUUUUCUUCUUGAAGUACAACAUAAUACACGGGAGCUCUGCAAAUGAUCCGGACAUGGGUCGUAAUGUAAUUUAUCUUAAUUAGUAAGGCAGCCGAGAUGUGUAGUGAACAGUGUACGAAACAGUCACACUGUCGGAUACAAUCAGCACAGUUAAAAUAAAACGUGCUGUGUUGGGUACUUGCCAUAAAAAGUAAAAAAGGGUUACUUUUUUUUAAUGUCCAAAUAUGUAUAGUAUUUUUUCACGAAUUACUGUACUUUAACUUAAUUUUUAAUACUGUAUAUCCCUUUGACGUUUCAGGAAUUUAAAAAAAGUGUUGUAAAUGUACAAAAAUAAACAAUGUCUGGUAAA
Messenger RNA from Astyanax mexicanus (Mexican tetra), 6681 nucleotides. RefSeq names its product TIAM Rac1 associated GEF 2a (gene tiam2a). NCBI's taxonomy places the organism in Eukaryota, Metazoa, Chordata, Actinopteri, Characiformes, Acestrorhamphidae. Gene Ontology annotation, biological process: small GTPase-mediated signal transduction; positive regulation of axonogenesis; activation of GTPase activity. Gene Ontology annotation, cellular component: synapse; membrane. The transcript has 28 exons. The record is from RefSeq and is a predicted model, not a curated record. Gene Ontology annotation, molecular function: guanyl-nucleotide exchange factor activity; protein binding. The coding region runs from base 305 to 5536 and encodes 1743 amino acids.